Acaulospora morrowiae is the source of this 477-nucleotide messenger RNA. NCBI's taxonomy places the organism in Eukaryota, Fungi, Glomeromycota, Glomeromycetes, Diversisporales, Acaulosporaceae. The record is from the annotation of a GenBank genome assembly.
GAUGAGAAUUAUAAGUUUGGCAACAGGCGAAGAAUCACUAAGGAAAGAAUUACCCUGGACCUAGUUCGAAUUAUAGAUGAGAUGAAGAUACUGAAAGAAGACGUGGAACUUCGCCGAGGUGUUAAAAAGGUUCUGGGGGUGAUUGUUGAUUCACCGGAUGGUAAAAGAAAUGAAUGUGUAAUCCGCAGACAAUACUAUAGUAUAGACGUCAUGUAUCAUGGGCUUCGUUCCGAAACCAUUGUACUUCGUCCUGAACCGUUGUAUUUAUUUUUACGUUGGAGUCACGUGAUAUUUGAUUUUAAAAAGCAAUAUCCUGUUUACAACGGGAAUCAUGGUGAUUAUGGAGUGUCUGGUGAAUGGUGGCAGAAGUUCUACAGGGAAAAUCUCAAUGCAACAUAUUCUGAAAACGAUAACGGAGAGGAAUUUCUCAUGAGAUACAGGAUACAGGAUACAGGAUACAUACAGUACAUUGAUUAA